UUUAUUCAAUAUUAAAUCUAUGUAUUUUAUAUAACUUUUGAAAUUACAUUUUUCCAGUUUUUGUUUUUGCAUAACUUUUCCAUUUUUACUCUAACCAUCAAACUUGCAGUCUCCUACUUUCCCUAAUUCCCGAAGGGUUAAGACAGCUCUUAAAUCCCAUCAUUCUGUCUAUAUUUGUGUGCAUAUGUAUGACUUGUGUGUUUGGAGAUUGGGGAAGUUAGUUGUCCAUGUUUUUCUUUUUCUUUUCUUCAUGUAUGUCUUUUUUGUCUAUGUCUUCCUUCUUCUUCUUAACAAUUUUGACUGCAAAAUUCUUUAAAAAUAAAGAUUGCCUGAUUAAUCAUAUCACUUGGUUAGGGCUUAAGUAGGUUGGUGUUGGACUUCACUAAACCGUUGCAUGUUGUCAUGCUGUGGUAGAUUUCAAUGAUGGUGACCAUGAAGGUGGUUGGCCUGGGCAUAGUGGCCCUCACUGUCAGCCUGGAGCUUUUCGGCUGGUUCCUCAGUCGUCUCAGGCCGAGAAGAACCCUCAAUGAGGUUCUGUUCUUCCCCUCAAAGGUGGCAUGCGUGGAGCACACUUUUACUCCCAAUUCACAUCAUUCUUGUUGCUGCUCUUUGCCUCACAGCGUAGAGACUUCUCUUUCCCAUCUUCUCCGUCGCAUCCUUUCUGCCUCCACCUCUCUGGACGUGUGUCUUUUUUCUUUUUCUAACAUGGAUCUGAGUAGGGCUGUGCUACUGCUGCACAGCAAGGGUGUAAGCAUCCGAGUCAUUUCUGACAAGGACUACUCCGCCAUUACUGGCUCCCAGAUAGGGAUCCUUCGCAAGGCUGGGAUCUCCGUGCGGUGUGAUGGCAGCUCCGUGCACAUGCAUCACAAGUUUGCGGUGGUGGACAGCCGGCUGCUCAUCACAGGCUCCCUCAACUGGACGCUGACAGCAGUGCAGAACAACAAGGAGAACGUCCUCAUCACUGAAGAGCCAGACCUGGUGAAACCGUUCAUUCAGGAGUUUCAGCGGAUAUGGCUGCUCAAUGACCCUGCCCAAAACUACCAGAACAUAAAACUAAUUAGCACAGUUCAGGAAGCGUAGACAUUAAGGGUUUAUGUUACAUUUGUUCAGGCAGCUUGGCAAAAAGCACCUCAAGGAUUGCUCAGCUUUUGACAUGAAGAGAUUGUGUUGACUUUUGUUUUUUUGGACGAAAUUACUCUUACUAGAGGAGAUGACGGAAGUUUUAUGGCUAUUGUUGUAUUUGCAAUUAAUCAGGCCAAAUCUAUAUUUAAGAGUUCCUAGUUUUUACAUUUUUCCCAUUGCUCAUUGUUCCAUUGGUCCUUUUGCACAGCAGUUCCUGGACAAUCCUGACCAUUACGUUUGUGCUCAUGUAUUCAGUCCGAAGUCCGAAAUGGUGUUUGUGUUUUUCUGUGAGAAUUUUAUUUUCUUAUUAACAUUAUAUCCUUUCACACAUUACCUCUCAUUUUAAAACUUUGUGAACUGGGCUUUAAAAUCUAUACUUUUCAUUCACGGUUGUGGCCCAGUACAAAUGCAAUACUGUGUUUGCAACUUUGAUUUAAAUUAGUGUUUUUCUUUGAAUUAAAACCAGUCUACAGAUUAUGUUCAACUGGUUUAAAUAAGCAGCAUGUUAUUGUAUUAUUUUUGUGUUGUUUGGGGCUUUGACUGCUGUUGCAGACUGUUUUUGAAAAAGUCCAAAUAAAUUCCUUUGUCACACUGUGGUUUAGCAGGUCUGUUACACCAGCAGACUAUUUUUUUUUUAAAAGUCUAAAUAAAUUCCUUUAUCACACUGUGGUUUAGCAGGUCUGU
This is a messenger RNA of Menidia menidia (Atlantic silverside), 1806 nucleotides long. The record is from the annotation of a GenBank genome assembly. NCBI's taxonomy places the organism in Eukaryota, Metazoa, Chordata, Actinopteri, Atheriniformes, Atherinopsidae.